Molecule: messenger RNA, 2222 nt
Organism: Selaginella moellendorffii
Lineage: Eukaryota; Viridiplantae; Streptophyta; Lycopodiopsida; Selaginellales; Selaginellaceae
Product: peptidyl-prolyl cis-trans isomerase PASTICCINO1
Exons: 3
Coding region: 315-2075 (586 amino acids)
Biological process (GO): transmembrane transport
Cellular component (GO): membrane
Molecular function (GO): peptidyl-prolyl cis-trans isomerase activity; myo-inositol:proton symporter activity; protein binding
Source: RefSeq, a predicted model, not a curated record
AUCACGGGCUUGUAGGAAUAUAAUACAUACAAGAAAGGCUGGGCGGAGUCAACAUCUGAAGUUAGCGGGGUCUACUUGUCAGAACUCGGCGCGAUCUGAUUUGUGACGAAUUUGUCCAACGAACACAUGGCAUGGAUAUCUUUGUUCAACUAUACGAGUCUUUGCUCGUUUAUUGAUGCGUGGCACGGCUCAAAAGGAUCUGCUUAGAAAAACAAGAGCCUGACAGUGAUGUCUGGACGGUGGACUCAGUAGGCUCUGUGGUCUCACCCAACUCCAAUUUAAACGGCGCCAGUUGCUGCGGAGGAAGGGGAAGGAUGGAAGAGCGCUCCCGUCUUGCUCGUGAGCCAUCCGAGUCCUCAGAACAUGGAAGGAAGGGUCUGUUCGAUUCAGCUAGAAAUCUGGAAGGAAGACUUUCAGGAGGUAAUUCUUCAGCACCAGGAGCACCAGCAGCACCAGCAGCAGAAGCCGAGACAGUUCCUGGCGGAAGAAAGAAGAACUACAACAAGUAUGUUGUGUUUUGCACAUUGCUGGCUUCUCUCAACUCUAUACUGCUUGGAUAUGAUAUUGGUGUUAUGAGUGGUGCCUUGCUGUACAUUAAAGAUGACUUCAAGCUCAACAGCGUACAGCAGGAAAUACUGGUUGGUAUUCUCAACCUGGUGUCUCUCGUGGGUGGGCUCAUGGCUGGGAAGCUGGCCGAUGCGGUUGGAAGAAGGAAGACAAUGGCUACAGCCUCUGUGAUCUUCUUCGUCGGUGCCUUGCUCAUGGCAUUAUCUCCAUCGUACCCAGUGCUCAUGGGGGGACGAGUUCUAUCGGGAAUUGGGGUCGGCUUUGCUAUGAUCAUCGCUCCAGUGUACACGGCAGAACUCUCUCCUCCUGGAAGCAGGGGAUCCUUGGUGUCGUUUGCCGAAGUUUUUAUCAACACUGGGAUCCUGGUUGGCUACGUAGCGAACUUUGCACUCUCUCCGCUUCCCCAGUGGCUGGGAUGGAGGCUGAUGCUGGGACUCGGCGCCGUCCCUGCGGUGUUCCUGGCUUGCGCCGUGCUGGUGAUGCCCGAGUCUCCUCGCUGGCUGGUGAUGCAAGGCAGAGUCUCUCAAGCCAAGACCGUUCUCAUCAGAACUUGCGGCGGGAACAAGGGCGAGGCGGAGUCGAGGCUCACGGCGAUAGUAGAAUCACUGGGGGACGAGUACGAGGCAGAGAAACAAGAGGUCCGGGACGAGCACACCUCAAAGAUGGACCCUGAAGCCGAUCAGCAGGCGGAGCUGCGCAAGCUCCCGUCGGUGGCUUCGUCGACCACCGAGCAGAGGAAGCCGAUGCUUAAGCCAAAAAGAAAAAGAGGUAGCAACGUCUGGAAGCAGCUACUGCUACCAUCGGCGCCAGUGCGCAGGAUGCUACUGGUGUCACUGGGAAUUCACUUCUUCCAGCAGGCAUCCGGCGUGGACGCUCUCGUGUACUACAGCCCCACAGUGUUCGCACAGGCGGGGAUGAAGAGCAGGACGAGCGUGCUGGGCAUGACCAUCGCCGUCGGCCUGACGAAAACUCUCUUCAUCCUGGUGGCCACCAUCUAUCUCGACACCGUGGGACGCAGGCCGCUGCUCCUGGCCAGUGCCACCGGGAUGACCAUAUCGCUCACCACGGUAGCGGUGACGUUCCGCUUCCUUCACGUCGGUGCCAAGGUGAACAUGAGCGGCACACAGCACGCGUCAGUGGCGUUGGUGGUCAUCGCCAUGCUCGCCAUCUGCGGCUUCAUGGCGAGCUUCUCCAUUGGAUUCGGGCCGACGGUGUACGUGCUCACGUCGGAGAUCUUCCCGCUCACUCUCAGGGCCCGGGCGAUGAGCCUGUCCAUCGGGAUGAACAGGGGGAUCAGCGGGACCGUGGCGCUCACUUACUUGAGCCUGGCCGAAGCGCUCACCACGUCCGGGGCCUUCUUCGUCUACGCCUCCAUCGCGUUCGCGUCCAUCGUGUUUAUAUUCUUCGUGGUGCCCGAGACCAAAGGCAAGUCGCUGGAGGAGGUUUGUAAGUAUUUCGGGUGGCAGCCGGACGAGGGAGGUGGCGGCCAAGAGCUCAGAGAGGUUUAAACGUGGAAGAUAGCAUGCAAAGUAUAGUAGUAUGUGUAAUAGGCAAAAUGAAACAGAGUAGAUUUCUCCCCAAGAUUGAGUAACCAUACAUAAUUUAUUAGACUUGAAAUCUGAUAUAAUACAUAUGCCACAAGAAAUGUGAUACCA